GUAACACGACAAACACUUCCAAUAUACUAUCCAAGAUGCCGACCGAGCUAGAAGAACUCGUUGAGUUCCUGCACCAUGGCAACACUCAAAUCCGACAAAUUGCGGCCGAGAAUCUUGUGGGAUACUCGACAUCACAGCCGUCGCUAUUCAAACGCAAUCAACUCGAGCCGAUCAAAGACUUGAAACUUCUGAUCAAAGACUACGCACCCAUUGCCAAGAAUGCCCUGACAAUAUUGGUCAACUUGACCGAUGAUCAAGAAGUUGUGAAGAGUUUAAUAGAGGACGAUGCUUGUCUAGAAUCUAUCUUGCGCAGAGUGACAGACCCGAAAGACCCCAAUGCCAAUGAACACUGCAUGCUUCUGGCCAAUCUCGCCAAGUCCGACAGCAUAACCAAACUCCUUACACUCAAGCGCCCUAUCCCGAAGGAGAAGAACCUUUCCACCUCACCACUUGCCAUCGAUCAACUCCUCGACUGCUUCGUCAAAGGUGCCUCAGGCUCGUACAACCCGAAAGCAGACUACGACUAUCUCUGCUACGUCUUCGCCGACAUUUCCAAGCACGAAGCCGGACGGAAACACUUCUUGACGCCACGAACGGAAGGCUCCUCCUCAGACGAUGGCGCCGCCACUGAUGGGGAAAAGGUCCUUCCUAUCACGAAACUCGUCGUUUUCACUGAACACAAGUCCACGAUCCGCCGCCGUGGUGUAGUAAGCACGAUCAAGAACGUCUGUUUCGAUAUUGAUUCCCAUCCGACCCUGCUGCGCCCCUCGGAAGAAGAUGGCGUCGGGCUGCUCCCUUACAUUCUUCUCCCACUUAUGGGCAGUGAAGAAUACAGCGACGAAGAUACCGAUGGCAUGCUGGACGAAUGCCAACUUCUCCCUCCGGAUAAAGAACGCGAAUCGCAAAACGACAUUAUCUGCAUUCAUCUCGAGACAUUACUUUUGCUGACCACGACGAAAGAAGGGAGAAAGGUGCUGCGGGAUGUGCGAGUGUAUCCUAUCGUCAGGGAAUUGCACGCCAAGGUGGAAGAUGAGAAUGUCAGGGAGAGUGUGGAUCGUCUGGUGCAGGUUCUGCAGAGAGGAGAGGAAGGAGAUCCGGAUCCGGCGGAGGAGGCGAGGAAGAUGGCUUUGGCACAGGAGGGGAGAGUGCAGGAGAUUGAGGACGAGGACGAAGAUGAACAGAUCGUGGAGGUGUUGUAGAUGUUGGACUUGCGACUCAACGCGUUGUGAUAACAAUUCGUGGGAUUACACUUUAGCUUAUCGCCGGCGUGAAGCUCGCCACACAUGAAGCAGUGAGACGUUGCAAUCACAGGAGUAAAAAGGCCGAUG
Messenger RNA from Cercospora beticola, 1328 nucleotides. It is a transcript of the gene HGH1, whose product is annotated as Hgh1p. Lineage: Eukaryota; Fungi; Ascomycota; Dothideomycetes; Mycosphaerellales; Mycosphaerellaceae. The record is from RefSeq and is a predicted model, not a curated record.